AUGCUGAUAACUGAGGAUGAUGUGCUGAUAACUGAGACUAAUAUGCUGAUAACUGAGGAUGAUGUGCUGACAACUGAGACUAAUAUGCUGAUAACUGAGGAUGAUGUGCUGAUAACUGAGACUAAUAUGCUGAUAACUGAGGAUGAUGUGCUGAUAACUGAGGAUGAUGUGCUGACAACUGAGACUAAUAUGCUGAUAACUGAGGAUGAUGUGAUGACAACUGAGACUAAUAUGCUGAUAACUGAGGAUGAUGUGCUGAUAACUGAGACUAAUAUGCUGAUAACUGAGGAUGAUGUGCUGACAACUGAGACUAAUAUGCUGAUAACUGAGGAUGAUGUGCUGAUAACUGAGACUAAUAUGCUGAUAACUGAGGAUGAUGUGCUGAUAACUGAGGAUGAUGUGCUGAUAACUGAGACUAAUAUGCUGAUAACUGAGGAUGAUGUGCUGACAACUGAGACUAAUGUGCGGACAAUUGAGUUUAAUGUGCUGACACCUGAGGAUAUUUGCUGA
Molecule: messenger RNA, 510 nt
Organism: Homarus americanus (American lobster)
Lineage: Eukaryota; Metazoa; Arthropoda; Malacostraca; Decapoda; Nephropidae
Exons: 1
Coding region: 1-510 (169 amino acids)
Source: RefSeq, a predicted model, not a curated record